AUGUUUAAGGUCGCACGUAACCGCCCGUGGGUAUAUGCAAAAUGUAUUUCAAACCGAUACAGAGCCCAGACACGCCUACAAUAUAGUACGGCAACACAAUAUAUCGAUCGCGAAUCACGAUCAAAACCACUCGACAAUUCAGCUCCGGGAGCGCUUCACGAUGAGAGGACUCUCAGGCAGAUAUUCGACUCGAAGGACUUUUGGAAGGAAUUCUCUUCCUCGUCCAAAGCCGGUGCGAAAGGGCACAAUAUAGGGCUCUUCCAGAAUAGAUAUCUUGUCAAUGCCAAAGGAUUCGAACGGUUUGCGGAUGCAAAUCUCCAGAAGGCGAAACGGAUUGUGCAUAAGGUGCUAAGUGCAUUAUUGAAGCAUGAAUAUCAAAGCAUCGCCAGAGAUCUGGAUACACUGAGUGACAUGCUAUGCCGGGUUAUCGAUCUCUCAGACUUUGUCCGAGCUACACACCCCGACGAGAGGAUACAAUACGCUGCCUCGCAAGCUCACUCUAUGAUGUUUGAGUUUAUGAACGUUCUGAACACAACGACAGGACUCAAUGAGCAGCUGGGAAUAGCUAUGGCCGACCCAGAAAUUACAGCCACAUGGACAGAAGAGGAGAUGGUUGUUGCACAAGCCCUCAAAAAGGAUUUCACAAAAUCGGCCAUUGCCCUACCCAAAGCGAUCCGAGAAAAGUUCGUACGAUUGUCGCAGGAAAUUAGUGAGGUUGGUCAUGAUUUCGUGGAGUCCAUGGAGCCAGCACAGCGAGAACUACAAUUCUCAAGUGGCAAGCUCAAGGGGAUGGAUCCCCUACUAGUAAGGAGCGUCACGAGGUGGGGUUCUGCUGUGGUACCAACGCACAGUGACAUUUCCAUUGCAGCCAUCAGAUCCGUCCAAAACGAAGGCGUACGGAGAGAUCUGUUUCUUGCAAAUAGGACAUCCUCCCCUGCACAGAUUCAGCGACUCGAUGAUUUGAUGAGAAAGAGAGCGGAAUUGGCGAAGCUCACUCAAUACAAAAGCUAUGGACAUCUAGCUCUAGGGGAUAAGAUGGCGAAGUCACCAGAGUCCGUCAAUCAGUUCUUAAGCGCCUUAUCCGAAGGUAAUAAACCAAAGGCGAAGCAAGAGGUUGAUCAACUCCAGCAAUUUAAAGACAGGCAUACAAUUAGCACAUCUGCUAGAUUACAGCCUUGGGACAAGGAUUUCUACAUUUCCCAGCUCCGAUCGUCCAUGCACUCCAAGUCUCGGAACCCUGACUUUUUGUCGGCGUACUUCUCCCUUGGGACCGUCAUGCAAGGUUUGUCUCGUUUGUUUACAAGGCUUUAUGGCAUUCGAUUUGCACCUCGAGAAACCGUUCAUGGAGAAGCGUGGAAUAAUGAUGUGCGUCGCCUCGAUGUGAUCUCGGAGACUGACGGACAUGUCGCUGUGCUCUACUGUGACCUCUUCUCGCGACCUGGAAAAUCUCCCAACCCGGCACAUUUCACACUCCGUUGUUCGCGUGAAAUUGCAGAGGAGGAGAUUGAAGAGGCAGCAGUUUCCCACGAUCGCAUCUUUUCCUCUGCUGAGGAGGCUGCUAACGAUGGCAUGGCUACCUCGCGUGCCUCUGGUUCUCUGAGGCAACUCCCUACCAUUGCGCUGAUCUGCGACUUCCGCACAUCAGCUAAAGCCAGUCUCCUCAGCUUCAGCGAGGUGCAGACCCUCUUUCAUGAAAUGGGCCACGCAAUCCACUCUAUCCUAGGCCGUACCUCUCUACAAGAAGUCUCUGGUACUCGUUGUGCCACCGACUUCGCCGAGUUGCCGUCUGUACUUAUGGAACACUUUGCGGCUGAUCCUACUGUACUCAGCCUCUUUGCCAGGCAUUAUGAGACUGACCAGCCUCUCCCAUACAGGCUUGUCGAGGAGAAACUUGCGAUUGGCAAGCAGUUCAGCGGUGUGGAGACUGAGUCCCAGAUUAUUCUCGCAAUGCUUGAUCAAGCAUACCACUCGGAGGCACCGCUUGAUAAGUCCUUUAAUUCCACGCAAGUGUUCCAUGAGAUCCAGAGGCAGCAUGCGAUGUUACCGCAAGACCCUGAAGGGACGAGCUGGCAGGGUUUCUUUGGGCAUCUAAGCGGCUAUGGCAGUACGUAUUACAGCUACCUAUUCGACCAAGUCCUAGCAGAUCGGAUCUGGAAGGUGGUGUUCCAGGGUGGACAGGACGGCGCGAGUGUUGAUAGGGAAAGGGGAGAGAGGAUGAAGGAGGACGUUUUGAGAUGGGGUGGUGGUAGAGACCCGUGGAGAUGUCUAUCAGAUGUUCUAGGUGACUCGAGGGUACGAGAUGGUGGGAAGGAGGCGAUGGCAGUUGUAGGGAGCUGGAAAAAGGCCAAUUAA
Pseudogymnoascus destructans is the source of this 2352-nucleotide messenger RNA. It is a transcript of the gene OCT1, whose product is annotated as Mitochondrial intermediate peptidase. Gene Ontology annotation, biological process: peptide metabolic process. The transcript has a single exon. The coding region runs from base 1 to 2352 and encodes 783 amino acids. Lineage: Eukaryota; Fungi; Ascomycota; Leotiomycetes; Thelebolales; Thelebolaceae. Gene Ontology annotation, cellular component: mitochondrion. Gene Ontology annotation, molecular function: metalloendopeptidase activity. The record is from RefSeq and is a predicted model, not a curated record.